This is a messenger RNA of Seminavis robusta, 1017 nucleotides long. NCBI's taxonomy places the organism in Eukaryota, Bacillariophyta, Bacillariophyceae, Naviculales, Naviculaceae. The record is from the annotation of a GenBank genome assembly.
AUGUCCGUGAGGAGAUCGCCGCGACUGACUGUUGCAGCCAAAACGCGAUCAAUUGAGGAUGACCCCAAUGACAGUCCUCCCGCGAAACGCAUCAAGGCAGAACAGCAGCAUCCUACAACAGCAGUCACUCCAUCUCCACCCCCAAAGAAGACUUCACCCGCCUCGAAGAAGGCUGGCACCAAAAAAGCAAGACGCAACAACUCCAAACCGGAACCUGGAUCCAAGGCACCCCCCAAAGGAUGGGAAGAGAUUUAUUCGCUGGUAGAAGAACUGCGACAAGACAAGACGGCGCCCUUGGAUGCGGAUGGAGCCGAAGCCUUGCCCGAAACAGACCAGGGAGACAAGGGCUUUCGUUUCCAGGUGCUAAUCGCCCUCAUGCUCAGUAGCCAGACCAAAGAUCACGUCGUGGGAGAAACCAUGAGAGCGCUGCAGAAACACGGACUUUCAAUCGAGAAUAUCCACAACAAUACGCCAAAGGAACAAUUGAAUGCUCUCAUUGGAAAGGUUGGGUUUCAUAACAACAAAACAAAGUACAUCAAGGAGGCCUGCCAAGUGCUGCUGGAAAAGUACGACGGCGAUAUUCCCAGGACGGCCAAAGAGAUGAUGGAGCUCAAGGGCAUUGGUCCCAAGAUGGCGUAUCUGAUCGAAAACAUUGCUUGGGGCACGUACUCUGGUAUUGGUGUGGACACUCAUAUGCACCGUCUCUUUGUAAUGCUCAAAUGGGUCCCCGAAUCCAAAUAUCCGGAAACGACUCGAGUGCAUCUCGAAGCCUGGUUGCCUCGCGAAAAGUGGCCCACAGUGAACUACUACUGGGUUGGAUUUGGUCAGGAAGUGCAACAGCAAAAGGCCAAGAUUCUACGCAAGAGCUUGGAUUGUAGUCGUCCCUACGAAGCCCUCCGGCUGUUGAAACGAGUGGGACUGGAUCCCGUCAAGGAAGGAGACAAGGAAGGUUGGGGCGACGAAGUCCGUCUAGCCCUGAAAGAAAAGCCAAAACCCGCUCAAACGACAAGCGAGUAA